GGUUGUUUUCCCCAGCAUUAAUUUUCUUGUGACCACGUGUAAAUAUAAACUAAAGCUAGCAUACAAGCAUAAAUCUAAGCUUAGCUUGGCUUUAUCGUAAACGUAGGAGAAUUAUGGAGAGAGAGGAGUGUUCACACAAUGGAGCUGACACCAGUAUACAUCAAAACAGUCUGAGAGGACCACACAUUCUGGCUAAAAUGAUCAAAGAUGCACUAGAAAAAGACAGACAUGGUGUGAACAAGGACUACAUUGCUGUCAUCAGCCACCUGUCAGCAACUGAAAUGAAGCCAGUAGUAAUGAGGCGAUGGCUCCAGGCACUCAAGCUCUGUGUCUCUCAGCUCACCAGGGACUUUGACCUACUCGUUGGGGCAACACUGAGAUUUUCAUGGUUCGACAAGGAUCCCGAAAUAGUUCAGCUGUACAUUGACUACCUGGCCAACCUCAUCUCUGCUCAGACCUUCUAUCUCAAGAGCACACUCACUUCGCUCUUACAACAGCUGUGGAUACCAACUAACCCAGCUAGUGUGAGCUGUAACAUCCACCAAGCUAUGGACACCAUUCUACAGUUAGUACCCACGGCUCCGUCAGUGCUCAUGCCACUCCUCACCAAGAACUAUCCCUUCAAAGGGAGGGGACCAGACAUUCAGGAGGUAGCCCUGAAGAACGUCCUGUAUCUGACCACAUACUGCCCUGCCCUCAGAGACGGUGUCUGGGAGCUCAUCUUCCAUCAGAUGCUCUCUAUCGAUGUUGACAUCCCCCGUCUUGAGGAGCACGGAGUGAUCAGUGAUGAUACUGACGGUACUCAAUUCCAUGUUGAAGUGGACACUGAACCCAAUCCCUGUUACAACAAGGAGGGGUUGAACCUUGAACCCUCGUACAGUCAUGUCCAGGUGAUGAGUAACGAGAGUGCUGAAAAAAUGGACGUUAUGAUGACUGUGUUAUUGGACCACCUCCACUCACUCUGCUACAAUGAUGGUGUGCUUCUUGUGGAUCUAGCCAGGCACUUCCUCACACUACUGCUCAAGAUAUUUGACCGAAUGGUCCUUCCUACCCACGCAUGUUCCCACGUCCAGUUCCUCCUCUUCAGACUCACUAGUCUACACGAGUCGUUCCCGGGCAUCUUCCUGGAUUUCCUGUGGGAAAAGUUUCAAGAUUUCAACACUCCUGCUGUACUGAGACAAACCUGUGCUGCCUAUAUUGCUAGCUACAUCGCCAGAUCAAAGUUCAUUCCCAUGAUGAUGGCCAAACUGUGUCUAAGCAUCAUGAUGCGUCGGAUUCAUGAGUACUUGGAUGGCUGUUCCCCUGACAAUAUGAAACCAGAGGUCAAACUGCACGGUCCAUUCUUCUCACUCUGUCAGGCUGUGUUCUAUGUGUUUGUGUUCAGGCAUAAGGCACUACUGGACUCACCAGAUGGAUUGAAAUUCUCGAGACAGCUCAAUUUUGAAAGAGUCAUCUCCUCUCGCCUCAACCCUCUCAAGGUGUGCCUCCCGACAGUAGUGGAAGUGUUUGCCUCCAUCACCAACCAUCACGAGAUAGUGUUCUGCUACUCCAUCUUGGAACAGAAUAAACGACUCAUUCUCUCCACUCCAGUUGUGACCCCAGAGGUUAAAGUUCAGCAACAGGAGCAAGCCAACCUCCUCGACUGUUAUUUCCCCUUUGACCCCUACUGUCUGAAAAGUUGUUCUCGGUCUCGCAUCAGCCCCAAGACUAAGUUGCCCUCCAUGCAAGUUAUUUGUGACCUGGAAUGACCGUUUUUGAAGACCAUCGUCUCUUCUCCAGUAUGUCUGACUGCAUGUCUGCGUACUUUAUAAUAGCUAGCUAGCUAGCUAGCUCAUUGUACUAUAAAUCAUACAGUAUCAUUGUGUAAGUAAUUUAAAAAAAAAAAGAUGAUGUCACCGUUUUAAUUUAUAAUGAGAAAUUGGUCGCGUUCUGCAUCCAGUUUAACGCUACCUUUAUACGUGCGUUUUUAGAAACGGAACGGGAACUUUUUAUUGAUGUAUACUGUAAGUCAGUAUUGUAAAACUGUUGAUUCAUCAGAAAUUGGUUGUCUUGUAAAUUAAUUGUUCAGUGGUAUCAAUCAGUCCAUAAAUUGCACGACUUUAAAGUUUGCCAUUAUUGAGAGAUUGUUCACUUGUUGCAUUCAACACAGGUCGUCAACAAGCUAUUUUGGAUUAGGCUGGUAUAAGAGAGUAAGAUCAAUGUAGCAAAGAUGUGGGUAACAUUGAUCUUUUGACAGAAGUUUGCCACUUUCUGAUUAGAAAUGUAUUUUGCAAACAGAAAGAAAAUCAGUAGAAGCAGUAGCAGGUACACUGGGAAUAUGAACCUUAGACCAGCUAAAGCAAGCUCAGUCAUUUCAGGAUAAAAGCAGAUAGCAAUUCCAAAAUCAAGAUUAAGAAAUGCGAUAAUCUUCUCGGGUACUUGGCGAGCAUCAUUGGGUAAACUUGGGGAAAAAGAAGUGAGAUACACACUACAUAUGUUGCUGUAGAAGAUGAAACCAUUAAUGAAGCCAUCUGUUAUGGUCACAUUCAACACUGCUAGAUAAGCAAAUAAACCAAUUCCUAAUAUCGCAAAAAAAAGAAUCCACAAUAAGCUAAUGUAGCUGUCGCAUUUAUCACAUGAUGAUGUUCCUAUCUUUCGACUAAAAUUUUCUGCACACCCUCCACACAAAAUCCCGGCUCGGUUGUUCCUACAUUGAGAAUCCGAUUCUGAUAGAUCCAAUAUAGAAUGUCCAGGGGUACAAUAAUCAAAAAUGCACUGUUUCUGAAUGUAACCAAACACUUCAUCCAUUCCAAGCCAGUAGUCAACACGGUAUGACAGUGUGCCAUCUUCAUUGCAUUCUACCUGUUCAAGAUCUGUCACAUUACAGUCACAGCCGUGAGUUAUGUUAUUGAAAUUGAACCCACCUGGGCAAAAACGCAGAAACACUCUAGCUGUGAAAUUUUCUACAUGUUCUUCAGCAGAAGUUAUGGUCAUAUCGUAUGACGUGUUUUGCUCUGCAAAAACAAUAAGAGGAACAGUUGUGAAAGUUUUAUCCCCACCACCUGCUAAAAGAUAUCUAUCGCUUCCACCAAUCUGCGAGUGAGCAGCAUCGUUUUCUGUGAUUGUUUGAAGUUGUGAGAGAACUGUGAGAGGAACGGAUUGGUUUAGUUUGUCAAAGCUUCCGAGAGAUAGUGUGAAGUUCUGACCCGGAUAUAAGUUGAUAGUUUUGUCAUCGGUGUUGUUAUACUCGACGAUAUGCUCAGCUACGGUAUUUAUGGUGUUUCCAGUUGUGAAAGGUGGAUCGAAAAUUAUUGGGAGUAAAGAAUUAGAGACGUUGGUAAUGCUAUCACUGAGAGCAAGGUGCACUAACCCACUAUUGUUAACAUUCCAAGGGCAUCUGGAGAAUGAGGACCCAUAAAUGGCCGAUCCAAACUGGGCACGGUUGUUAAUGAAUGUCAAGCUAUAACGGCCUUCUGGGUCGGGGCACUUGUUCUGAACAUUACAAAAGAUAUCUACAUCAUCGAUAAACAGAAAACAGUCAUAGUCAUUUGCACGUAUGGUGUCAAAGUUAACGUAUAUGCCUCCACCAUUCACUUGUGCCGUAUUUUCAGUGAAUCGCACAUCUGCUCUAUCUCCAGCUAGUACCAAAUAGGACUCAGCGUCGAGACUUAAAGCACCUCCAUUUAUACCUACAUUCUCACUGAAGUUGGUGGAACCUGAAAUAACUAAAAUGCCACUGUAUACAGAGAUCGCAGUUUGUUUGUUUGAGUAAAACCGAUUUGUUCCAUUAAGAGUAACAUUGAUGAAAUUUAUAUCGAUGACACCAGUGGUACUGGAUUGAACAGAGAAUGUAGGUAUCCUUUGAUUUCCUACAGCUGUUAUCGAAUCAAAAAUAACCCUUAGGCCAGGCUCAAAGGCACUAUAGCUAAUCUCGGUGACAAACACUGCACUGCCAUAAUCUCCCAUGUUGUUUUCAAAGUGGCAGUCUUGAAUAGUCAUUCUGUCUUGGAUACCGGCGACAGUUGGUCCUAGUGAAAACACCUGAAUACCGGAACCACUUUGGGCGAUGUUUUGCUGGAAAGUACAGUUAAGAACAUCCACGGAGCUUUCGAGUUGUGAAAUGAUCGUACUCAAUAAGGUAUCACUGUAGGCAGAAUUAGAGGGAACUGGCAGGUAAAAAGCAGCAAUAAGAGCUCCGGCAGGGUUCGAAACGUUUGUCUGUAGAGGACCAUCCAAAACUUCCAAAAUUAUUCCAUUGUCUAAGAAGUUAGUAUUGGUAAUGUAAAUAUGGCUAUCAGAUGUCAAUUCGAAAUGUGAAACUUCAAGUGCAGAGCCAUGAUAUGUUCCAAAGUUGUUACUGAACAAGGAAUCAGUUACAUUUGCAUACACAGUGUAAGAGCUCUGAGCAAGAGAGAUGGUUAUCCCACCAGCUCCAAUAAAGGAAACGUUUUGAAUCAAUCUCGGCUCUAAGCUUCUCGAUAGCAGGUUGUGCUGAUAUGAAAAUAGAUCGAUACGACAGUUGUAGUUCUCACGGACCUGUAUAUUUUCAAGGAGAAGGUUGUAUGUGUCGUUGAUGCGAGUGAAAUUCUCCAAAUCAGCUAUAUAGUCCUGAUAAAGUAGGUACAUGGCACCUCCAGAUCCUCCAGGAGAAGAGGUUUGUUCCACCUCCAAAACGCACUCAAUUGGUCUGUUUCGUGUAAAGUUGACGUUAGAAAUCCUCGACUUGCCAACAAUGUUUAUUCCCACAACUCCAAACCCUUUAUUGCGAUCCACAACCAUGUCUUCCAUUGUCAGAUCAGUAAUAUGAGCCAUAAAGAGUCCAGUUGAGAAAUCACCAAGGGGAUCAUAAAACAAAACAAUGAAUCUUUCAAUAUAGGACAACGUAGCGUUGACAUUUUCUGUCCCGUUGAAACCACAGCCACGAAGAGUAAGCCCUCUAAAUGUCAGCCUCUCAAUGCUCAUGAAUAUUAGGCCAAAUGAAGGGUCGCAUUGUAUUACCACAUUAGAGGGAUCGCUAGAAUUACCAAUGAUGCUCAAAUCAGUGAGGUCAAUAACCCAAGAAUAGUGACUGAUUACGUGUUCUCCAGGUUGAAGGGAAAGUGUUGUGUUUGAAGUGAGAUUGCUUAUGCUUAGCAUUGUAUUCAGUGUCACACAUGAUUCAUUGACUUCUGUUUGAUUGUUGCAGUAAGGGCUUAAUUGGACCACAUUUUGAGCAAAGGUAGAAACGUGCAGGGAUAAUAUGAGUAGUGAUGUGAAGAGUAAGCAGCACGCCUCUCUUGACAUGACAAAGCCUAGCAGUACUGCAUGUACGAAGUGAAACAGACGUAUAUAGGUAUACUUAAGUGAUUAUCAAUUGAAAGGAGGUUUGAAAUAAGGGUACUCUCCUACAAACACAAACAAACACUAAUGUACAUUGAAUUCAUAAACGUACAUAAUGAGAAGUUGAACCACAUUGCUUGGUUAGUACAGUAAUAGUGAAUGCAUGGUAUUAUAAUUAUAGCUACAAUUAACCAGCAACACUUACAUGUAAUAAUCUGAUGUUCAAGGCACUUGGUGUUGUUGAUCCACAGGCUUACUAACUUCUGAUUAUAGGCAGGUAGGUAGAUCUAUAAUUAUACUGCUCAAAUGAUUGUCACAUGAGCUACUCACAGUCACAGUGCUGUGCAGGUAUUGUACUCCCACUAAAUGGGCAAAUGUAUUCAUACACUCCUGAUAGCUAUGCCAUUGUACACAUUUACCAGCUGCAUGCCGUAGUUAUGACGAGAUCAAAUUACAACUUGCAUCGUCAUCGACGCAUAUUAAAAACUGGUCAUAGACGUACGCGUAUCUAUAUAUAUAAUUACAAAUCAGUUUGCAGAUCUGAUGACUAAAGUAGUACAUAUCGUAUAACGGGUAAUUUUCGUGGGGUAAACAAUUGUUAUUUUCGUGGGCAAGCUGACCUCCACAAAAUUUUAACGUAGGCGUGGCUUACCGGAACGUAUGAAUGCAGUGCAGGCAACAAGACUAAACGAAAUUUUUACUCACGAAAAUCAUCGUUUUCAGAUAAACGAAUUUUUUACCCCACGAAAAUUACCCGCUAUACGGUAUAUCUACCUAGCACGCACUAUUGCAUUUGUUUUUAAAUCGCUAUAAUUAAAUAGUCUAAUUCUCCACCCACCCUGACCUAUUACAAUCAACACUUUACUAGCUGAAAAGCAAUUAUGCACACAAGGCUAACCCUGGAAACGAAACGAAAGUAAAAGAUACACAAUUGCUGAUUAGCAGUGCUGAACUAAACUGAAACAUAUAGGAGUUUUAGACAAACAACUAAUAACAACAUAGAGUAAACGUAAGUCUAUUAAGAUAAAUGGCAUGAAAGUAACACAGAACUGCAAGCAGGUUCUAGUUACGUAUACUUGGGAGGUUGGGCUGCACCGCCAUACAUGGGGUUGUACGGGGGAGGGGCUUCUUUACCGGUAACAUAUGCAGCUGUAGUUGGUGAUGGGGCUUCAGGGAUGAUGGGCGUGGCCUGUGAUGUGCUCAGCGGAGUGUACUUUUUCCUCUGACGACGAACAAAAUAGCAGCAACAAGCCAUUAUACACACCAUGAUCAAUACAAAGAAAGACACACUUAGUAGUGAUAUAGCAACAUAUACCCAGACACGGGC
Halichondria panicea is the source of this 6625-nucleotide messenger RNA. RefSeq names its product RNA polymerase I-specific transcription initiation factor RRN3-like. Bases 114 to 1748 code for a protein of 544 amino acids. Gene Ontology annotation, molecular function: RNA polymerase I core binding; RNA polymerase I general transcription initiation factor activity. Gene Ontology annotation, cellular component: nucleus. The transcript is spliced from 13 exons. Gene Ontology annotation, biological process: transcription initiation at RNA polymerase I promoter. The record is from RefSeq and is a predicted model, not a curated record. NCBI's taxonomy places the organism in Eukaryota, Metazoa, Porifera, Demospongiae, Suberitida, Halichondriidae.